AUGAGAUUUCAAAGCCUUAUUAUCCUCUUUCUGUUUGCUCACCUGUCCGCCGUUACGGUUGCCGUCGCAGCCGCCUGGCCGGAGUCAGAAUUGCUUGCAACUAUUUCUCACGAGAGGGAUGUCAAAAGUCCCAAGGUGAUUAAGAUUGCGAAAUUUGCGAUCAAUGAACAGAACAAGAGAUCAAAAGCAAAACUGAAAUUGGUGAGAAUCCUUAGAUGCACGGAGAACGUUUACACAAUUGACAACUCUUUCUCCCUGGAGCUGUUGGCCAAACAUGGAACCAGGACUACUAAGAAAUACUUGGCUCACUUGUUUGAGACCAAGGAUUAUUGGUUUCGUCCAUCGACGAAUCAAUUUGAGCUAGAAAGCUUUGAACUUGCCCAAUAG
Messenger RNA from Arachis duranensis, 387 nucleotides. RefSeq lists its product as uncharacterized. Lineage: Eukaryota; Viridiplantae; Streptophyta; Magnoliopsida; Fabales; Fabaceae. The transcript has a single exon. The record is from RefSeq and is a predicted model, not a curated record. Gene Ontology annotation, molecular function: cysteine-type endopeptidase inhibitor activity. The coding region runs from base 1 to 387 and encodes 128 amino acids.